GAACCCUCCUCUCUUAAAUAAUAUCCCCCACACCCCCGAUUCAUGUUCCCCACCCAAUCGAUAUCGUAUCGAAACCCUAAUUCCCCAAAAAAUUCAUUUCCUAAUCCCCCCCAAAUCCCGAAACCCUAAUUCGGCGAUCGAUGGGUCCGGUGGUGCUCGCGUCGCAGCUGGCGACGGGGCUUGGCGUGCUGGCGGGGGCGGCGGUGCUGGUGAAGUCGGCGCUGGAGCGGGGCUCGGCGCCGACUUCGUCGUCGUCGUCGUCGUCGUGGCCGAGGUGCGGCACGUGCGGGGGGACGGGCCGGGUCACGUGCGUGUGCGCGCGGUGGUCGGACGGGGACGUGGGGUGCGGCACGUGCGCCCACCUCCCGGUCCGGCCGAACCGGCGCCCUUACCAGUAGUCGUAAUUACGAGCAACGGCGGGGGCAUUUACGGAAGGGAAAAAGAAAAAAAAAAAAGUAUGUACGUAUAUGUAUGUAUACGACGAGAUUAGGAGAUAUGGGGAAUUUGGGGGCUUUUAUUAUUAUUAUUAUUAUUUUUUUUAUUGGGGGCGAAAUUGCUAAAAUGAGACACUGCUAAUGUAUUUGUGUUUCGAGCGCAUGAUAGAUAUAAAAAAGGAAAAAAAAUAUAUUAAGUGGUACUAUAUAUUAUGUAACGCUUUUGCUCAAUUUAUGAGAUAUAUAGAUGAUUUUCAUUUUCAUUUGAUUUU
Molecule: messenger RNA, 706 nt
Organism: Ananas comosus (pineapple)
Lineage: Eukaryota; Viridiplantae; Streptophyta; Magnoliopsida; Poales; Bromeliaceae
Exons: 1
Coding region: 141-398 (85 amino acids)
Source: RefSeq, a predicted model, not a curated record